Engraulis encrasicolus (European anchovy) is the source of this 1706-nucleotide messenger RNA. RefSeq lists its product as uncharacterized. The record is from RefSeq and is a predicted model, not a curated record. Bases 121 to 1020 code for a protein of 299 amino acids. Lineage: Eukaryota; Metazoa; Chordata; Actinopteri; Clupeiformes; Engraulidae. The transcript is spliced from 2 exons.
CAUCUAAUGACGUUAGAUGUAACAUCACGGUAAAAACUAAAGUAGCAAGUUAAUGAGUACAAUUCAACGAGUAAAGCGUGCAGAUACGGGAAAGAAAGACAGAGAGAGACAGAAGAGAAGAUGGCCUCAGAAGGCCAGAGUAGAGGGAGGCAGGCAUGUGGCCGGCGGAUCCGUGCCUGGUUCCUGGCCUGCAUUGUGUGUGCCAGCUGCAGGGACACAGCACCGCUGGAGACCGCUGAGGAGAGGAGGGCACGGAGGAGAGCAGAGAAGGAGCGCAGAAGGCAGCAGCGCAGGGACAGGUGCAGUAGGCUGCUGCCUGAUUGUCUCUCCUUCUUCCGCAGACGCCGCCCUUCCACCACCACCACCUCCAACUCAGCAGCAGCACCUGAGGACGAUGAGGAGGUGCACCCUAGCGAGGUGUGCACCUACCCAGGGUACGUGGACCUUGAUGGGAUGCUGAACGCGGCCAACAGCGCCUGGGAUCCCAUGCCCCUGAAACCCUACCGUGCCAUUAGUGUGGUGAAGAUCAAAGAGCCUCGGCGGCAGGACGGCUCCCUGGUCUACACCACCAAGGCCAGCGUGUGGAGAGCUAGACCACUCCUGCAAUGGGAGAAGGUGCCACUGCGACCAGUCCUGGUGCCAACACCACCCCCACCCCCACCGCCACUACUGGUGUCCCCACCGCCACUGCUGGUGUCCCCUCCGCCCCCUCCACCCUCACUGGCCCCGCUGUCCCCACUGCCACUUGUCCCCACCGCCACUGAAACUCAGGCCGUUGGGUUGCAUCGUCGGGCGUGGGGAGGUGUCUGUCGGGUGUGGGGAGGUGUCUGUUGGCUCAAGGUUCUCUUGUGCGGAUAUUUUUGCUAUCACUUCAAAGAGUGGGUAAAGAAUAAGAUAUUCGACUUCGGCUGCAGACGGCUGGGGGCCAAUGAGUUCUUUGCAGAGAAGGUGGACUUCAUCAGGAGCUGGCUGUGUCACUGGUUGCCAGGCAACAUCACAGAGACAUUUCAGAUGUGUUGACGUCAGUGAUAUUGAGUGGGGCGUAACUGGACAACAGGUAGGGGCUGUCAUUUUUUGAAUUUGUCAAUUUGGGUAAAUGUGGACCGGCUAGGUCUUGAAGGAGAAGACGAAACUUUUGUUUAUUUUGUUUAGCCUUUAUUUUUUUGGGGAUAGGCAAUAGAGGAGAGACAGGAAGCAAAGUUGUAAAGAGAGAUGGGGAAGAUUCGGCAGAUGAUCCGGGCUGGAAUGGAACCCGUGUCGCUGGGGCAGCAGUCCAGUGCCCAGCCUGGCCGGGUGACUACAAUAAGUGGGGGCUGUAAUAAUAAAAUGGGACUCUUACAAGGCAUGCACCUGAACACACCUGAAGAUGAUAAUCGAGUGCAGGUGAGGUUGAGCGAAGUGAUGGGUGCACACACACGGGUUGGCAGAGGAGAUUCAUGAAGCAACAGAGACUGACAGGAGGACACACCAGGAGAGAGCGACGGAGAGAAGAAUGCUUCCCUGAGGGGGGAGAGAGGCGAGAGUGGCCGGGAAUCGAACCCGGGUCGCCGGCACAGCACUUCAGUGCCCAGCUGCUAGAGCCACGACCGGGUCGAGAAGACGAAACUCUAAACAGACAGAGCGGCAUAAAACUGAAAUUGGAACUGGUGGCAGAGUAAAUAAACUUUCAUAAGAGCUUUAUAUAAAUAAAGUCUAUUUCAAAUAAA